GAUGUGAAGAUCUUCAGGGCCCUGAUCCUAGGGGAGCUAGAGAAAGGGCAGAGCCAGUUCCAGGCCCUCUGCUUUGUCACCCGACUGCAUCACAAUGAGAUCAUCCCCAGCGAUGCCAUGGCCAAGCUCCGGCAGAAAAACCCUCGGGCUGUGCGGCAGGCCGAAGAGGUGCGGGGGUUGGAGCAGCUGCACAUGGACAUCGCUGUCAACUUCAGCCAGGGGGGCCUUCUGAGCCCCCACCUCCGCAACGUGUGUGCCGAGGCUGUGGACGCCAUCUAUACUCGCCAGGAGGAUGUCCGGUUCUGGCUAGAGCAUGGUGUGGACAGCUCUGUAUUUGAGGCUCUGCCCAAGGCCUCAGAGCCGGCAGAGCUACCACGCUGCGGGCAGGUGGGAGACCAUGGAAUGCCCUGUUCCUGCCGCUACAGCCUGAGCCUGGCCUGGUACCCCUGCAUGCUCAAGUACUGCCACAGCAGAGACCGCCCCACACCCUACAAAUGUGGCAUCCGCAGCUGCCAGAAAAACUACAGCUUUGACUUCUACGUGCCUCAGAGGCAGCUAUGCCUCUGGGACGAGGACCCCUAG
This is a messenger RNA of Chrysochloris asiatica (Cape golden mole), 582 nucleotides long. Its product is annotated as out at first protein homolog. The transcript is spliced from 3 exons. Lineage: Eukaryota; Metazoa; Chordata; Mammalia; Afrosoricida; Chrysochloridae. The record is from RefSeq and is a predicted model, not a curated record. The annotation marks the transcript as partial.